AUGGGCUUCGGUGCAGGUGACGGGCUGAAGGCAAGAUGCCCGGAGUGUGGAGAUGGAAAAAAAUGGGGAGAAAUAGAACCAAGUCCCCGACUGAGACGGCUGGAUAAGCUUGGAGGCUGCUGGGGAUACUUCUCCCAGCAGUCCUUGGGGGCUUGGAUUCACAGUACAGAGCUUCUUGGUGACAGAGGGGACAAUACUGGUAUCUGUGCUCUCCUAUCCCUGGACAGGCACUGGUGUGAGCAGAUAGAGACUGUCCAUGUGGAAGAGGAAGUCAGUCCUCGUCAGGAGGACCUGGUACCCUGCACCAGCUUGUACCAUUAUGGCCGCCUAGGCUGGCAGCUGGACCUGUCCUGGGGUGGCCGUGUGGGGCUCCCCAGGCCCCCAGCACCCGGGCUCUGUGCAAUCUACAAACCCCCGGAAACCCGGCCUGCUGCUCGGAACCGGACAGUGAGGGCUUGUUGUCCAGGAUGGGGGGGUACUCACUGUACCGACGCCCUUGCUGAAGCCAGCCCUAAAGGUCAUUGCUUUGUCACAUGGCAUUGCCAGCCUCUAGCAGGCUCAGCUAACUCUUCAGCAGGAAGCCUGGAGGAAUGCUGUGCCCAGCCCUGGGGACACAGCUGGUGGAACAUCAGCUCCCAGAUGUGCCUCAGCUGUCCUGGUCAGCACCGCCCAGGCAAUGCUGCCUCUGAAGGCCUCCUGCAGCCUCUGGCAGGGGCUGUAGGCCAGCUCUGGAGCCAGCGCCAGCGUCUCUCAGCCACCUGUGCCACCUGGUCUGGCUUCCACUACCAAACCUUUGACGGACGUCACUACCACUUCCUGGGCCAGUGUACCUACUUGCUAGCUGGUGCUGUGGAUUCCACCUGGGCUGUCCACCUCAGGCCCAGUGUCCCCUGUCCCCAGCCUAGGCACUGCUGGCUGGUUCAAGUGAUGAUGGGCCCCGAGGAGGUAUUGAUCCAAGAUGGAGAGGUCUCCGUGAAGGGCCAGCCAGUGCCUGCUGGGGAGCCUCGGCUGCUCCAUGGGAUGAGCCUGCAGUGGCAGGGAGAUUGGCUCAUGCUCUCUGGGGGCCUGGGAGUGGUUGUGAGACUGGACAGGUCCAGUUCCAUCUCCGUCUCCGUGGACCAUGAGUUCUGGGGACGGACACGGGGCCUUUGUGGGCUUUACAAUGGCAGACCAGAGGAUGAUUUUGUGGAGCCGGGAGGGGCAUUGGCUGCGCUAGCUGCUACCUUUGGGAAUUCAUGGAAGCUCCCUGGCUCUGAGCCUGGGUGUGUGGAUGCAGUGGAAGUGGCCCGGGGCUGUGAGGGCCUCCUAGAAGGUACAUUAACUGCCUUGGAAGCCGGCAAGCUUCGAGCUCAAGCCCAGGACGUGUGCCACCAAAUGCUGGAGGAUCCAUUCUGGCAGUGCCAUGGACGGGUUCCCCCGCAUGAGUACCAUGAGACCUGCCUCUUUGCCUACUGUGUUGGAGCCACGGCAGGCGGUGUCCCAGAGGGGCAACCGGAGGCCGUGUGUGCCACCUUUGCCAACUAUGCCCAGGCCUGUGCCAGGCAGCACAUCUAUGUGCACUGGAGGAAGCCUGGCUUCUGUGAACGUUUGUGUCCAGGGGGGCAGCUCUACUCUGACUGUGUCUCAUCCUGUCCACCCAGCUGUUCAGCAGUAGCCCAGGGCGAGGAGGGCUCUUGUGGGACAGAGUGUGUGAGUGGCUGUGAGUGUCCGGCUGGCCUCUUCUGGGACGGUGCUCGCUGUGUGCCUGCUGCCCAUUGCCCCUGCUACCACCGGCGCCAGCGCUUCGCCCCUGGUGACACUGUGAACCAGCAGUGCAACCCUUGUGUGUGCCAGGAUGGCCGCUGGCACUGUGCCCAGGCCCUGUGCCCUGCUGAGUGUGCAGUGGGUGGUGACGGGCAUUACUUCACCUUUGAUGGGCGGAGCUUCUCCUUCAGGGGCAAUCCCGGCUGCCACUACAGCCUGGUGCAGGACUCUGUGAAAGGCCAGCUGCUGGUUGUGUUGGAGCAUGGGGCCUGUGACACUGGGAGCUGCCUCCACGCCCUCUCUGUCUUCCUGGGGAGCACCCACAUUCAGCUCAGAGACUCAGGAGCCGUGUUGGUUGACGGGGAAGAUGUAGACCUGCCCUGGAUUGGUGCUGAGGGCGUCAACGUUUCCCGUGCCUCGUCUACGUUCUUGCUAUUGCGCUGGCCUGGGGCCUGGGUUCUCUGGGGAGUGGCUGACCCUGCAGCAUACAUCACUCUGGACCCCCGUCAUGCCUACCAGGUGCAAGGUCUGUGUGGCACCUUUACCUGGAAGCAGCAGGAUGACUUUCUGACACCGGCUGGAGACAUGGAGACUAGUGUCCCUGCCUUUGCUAGCAAGUUCCAAGUGUCAGAGGGUGGAAGGUGCCCCUCGGUGGGCCACAGCCCACUCAUCUCCUGCAGUACUUACUCUCAACGCCUCACGUUUGCAGAGGCAGCCUGUGCCAUCCUGCAUGGACACGCCUUUCAGGAGUGUCAUGGGCUGAUAGACAGGGAGCCAUUUCGAUUGCGGUGCUUGGAGGCCGUGUGUGGCUGUGCCCCUGGCAGGGACUGCCUGUGCCCUGUGCUCUCUGCAUAUGCCCGCCGCUGUGCCCAGGAUGGCGUCCUGCUGCAAUGGAGGAAUGAGACCCUGUGUCCUGUCCUGUGUCCUGGUGGCCAGGUGUACCAGGAGUGUGCCCCAGUGUGUGGUCACCAUUGUGGGGAGCCAGAGGAGUGUAAAGAGCUUGACAGCUGUGUGGCUGGUUGUAAUUGUCCCCCGGGACUACUGUGGGACCUUGAGGGCCAGUGUGUGCCUCCCGGCAUGUGCCACUGUCAACUCGGAGGCCAAAGUUACGCCUUUAACACCACCGUUACUGUGAAAGACUGCAGCUACUGCAUCUGCCAGGAGAGGGGCCUCUGGAGCUGCACAGCCCACCACUGCCCCCAACAGCGGGCACUCUGCCCCUGGGAGCUCAUCUAUGUCCCUGGUGCCUGCCUUCUCACCUGUGACAGCCCCAGUGCCAACCAUUCCUGUCUGGCUGGGAGCACUGAUGGCUGUGUCUGUCCGCCUGGCACUGUCUUACUGGACAAGCACUGCGUGUCUCCUGAUCUUUGUCCCUGUCGUCACAAUGGGCAAUGGUACCCACCCAAUGCCACCAUCCAGGAAGACUGCAACAUUUGUGUGUGCCAGGGCCAGCGCUGGCACUGCACAGGUCAGCGGUGCAGUGGAUGGUGCCAGGCAUCUGGUGCCCCCCACUAUGUGACAUUCGACGGGCUGGUCUUUACCUUUCUUGGGGCCUGCGAGUACCUGCUGGUGAGAGAGGCUGGUGGCCGCUUCAGUGUCUCCAUCCAGAACUUGCCAUGUGGGGCUAGUGGCCUCACGUGUACCAAGGCAUUGGCUGUGCGUCUGGACAGCACCGUUGUGCACAUGCUCCGAGGCCAGGCAGUAACAGUGAAUGGUGUGAGCAUAAACCUCCCCAAGGUCUACACAGGCCCUGGCCUCAGCCUGCACCGUGCUGGCCUCUUCCUGCUGCUGAUGACACGCUUGGGUCUCACCCUGCUCUGGGAUGGAGGCACCCGGGUCCUGGUGCAACUGUCCCCCCACUUCCAUGGUCGUGUGGCUGGGCUGUGUGGAAACUUUGAUGGUGAUGCCAGUAAUGACCUGCGGAGUCGCCAAGGAGUCCGGGAGCCCACAGCAGAGCUGACUGCCCAUUCCUGGCGCCUCAAUCCCUUGUGCCCUGAGCCAGGAGACCUGCCACAUCCUUGUACAGUGAAUGCCCAUCGGGCAAACUGGGCCCGGGCACGCUGUGAGGUGAUACUGCAGCCAAUCUUUGCCCCAUGCCACACAGAGGUGCCCCCGCAGCAGCACUAUGAGUGGUGUGUGUACGAUGCUUGUGGCUGUGACACAGGGGGCGACUGUGAGUGUCUCUGCUCAGCCAUUGCCACAUAUGCUGAUGAGUGUGCCCGGCACAGACACCAUGUGCGUUGGCGCAGCCAGGAACUCUGCCCCCUACAGUGUGAAGGAGGCCAGGUGUACGAACCCUGUGGCUCUACAUGUCCGCCCACUUGCCAUGACCAUCAUCCUGAGCUCAGGUGGCCCUGCCAGGCCAUCACUUGUGUGGAGGGCUGCUUCUGCCCUGAGGGGACACUGCUGCAUGGGGGAGCCUGUGUGGAGCUGGCUGCCUGUCCCUGUGAGUGGCAGGGCAGUUUCUUCCCACCAGGGACGGUGCUACAAAAGGACUGUGGAAACUGCACGUGUCAGGAAAGCCAGUGGCAUUGUGACCGUGGUGGCGCCCCAUGUGAGGAGGUGGAACCUGGCUGUGCAGAAGGAGAGGUGCUGUGCAGAGAGAAUGGGCACUGCGUGCCACUCGAAUGGCUUUGUGACAACCAGGAUGACUGUGGUGAUGGCUCAGAUGAGGAGGGGUGUGCCACUUCAGUCUGUGGGGAGGGACAGCUGUCUUGCCGGUCUGGCCACUGCCUGCCCCUGUCCCUGGUCUGUGAUGGGCAGGAUGACUGUGGAGAUGGCACAGAUGAGCAAGGGUGCCUGUGUCCCCAUGGCUCUUUGGCCUGUGCUGAUGGCCGCUGCCUGCCACCCGCCCUGCUGUGCGAUGGUCAUCCUGACUGUCUAGAUGCUGCUGAUGAAGAGUCCUGUCUGGGACCGGUGAGCUGCAUCUCUGGAGAGGUGACUUGUGUUGAUGGCACUUGCGUUAGGACCAUCCAGCUGUGUGAUGGAGUAUGGGACUGCCCAGAUGGAGCUGAUGAGGGGUCUAGCCACUGCCCGCUGCCUUCUCUGCCAACACCCCCUGCAGGCAUUGGGCAGAACCCUUCCACCAGCUCCCUGGAUGCAACACCGAGUCCUAUGGGUAGUCCCAGCCCUGCAUCCCCCUGCAGCCCCUUUGAGUUCCAGUGUAACAGUGGAGAAUGCACCCCUCGGGGCUGGCGCUGUGACCAGGAGGAAGACUGCACAGACGGCAGUGACGAGCUUGAUUGUGGUUCCACCCAGUUGCCCUCGUGCCAAGGCCUCUUCUCCUGUGGUUUGGCUCCCUGGCUGUGCCUGCGUCCCAAGCAGCUCUGUGAUGGGAUCCUUGACUGUCCCCAGGGCGAGGAUGAGCUGGACUGUGAGGAGCAAUCAGCCUCAGGCGGCCCCAGCAGGACAGGGGUUCCCUGUCCAGAAUUCUCCUGCCCAGAUGGCACUUGCGUUGAUUUCCUGCUGGUUUGUGACGGGAACCCAGACUGUGAAUUGGCAGAUGAAGCAGAGCCCUCCUUGGACGAGCAGGGUUGUGGGACCUGGGGCUCCUGGGGUUCAUGGGAGCCCUGCAGUCAGACCUGUGGGCCUGGCGUACAGAGUCGGAACCGAAACUGCUCCGUGUCCAGUCUCCAGGUGCUGCAGAACUGCCCGGGCCUGCAGCACCAGUCGCAGGCCUGCUUCACAGAAGCCUGCCCAGUGGAUGGUGAAUGGGGCCCCUGGUCUCCCUGGUCUCCAUGUUCUGAACCCUGUGGGGGCACCAAGACACGGCAUCGGCAAUGCCGGCCACCCCAGAAUGGGGGCCAGGACUGUGCCCUGCUGCCUGGAAGCACUCGUAGCACCCACCAGACCAACCCCUGCCCUCAGGAGGGCUGCCUCAAUGCCACUUGCUUUGGGGAGCUGGUAUUCUGGCCUUGUGCCCCCUGCCCUCUGACUUGUGAUGACAUUUCUGGUCAGGCCGUGUGCUCUCCUGACAGGCCCUGCAGCAGCCCAGGUUGCUGGUGCCCAGAAGGGAAGGUUCUGGGCACUGAGGGGCAGUGCGUGAGGCCCGGGCAGUGUCCCUGCUUGGUGGAUGGUGCCCGUUACUGGCCUGGACAACGCAUCAAGAUGGGUUGCCAGCUCUGCUUCUGCCAGGGCGGGCAGCCACGUCGCUGCCGGCCCAAUCCGGAAUGUGCCGUGGAUUGUGGCUGGUCUUCCUGGUCCCCUUGGGCAGAGUGCCUGGGCCCCUGCAGCAGCCAGAGCCUCCAGUGGUCUUUCCGGAGCCCUAACAACCCACGCCUCUCUGGGCACGGUCGCCAGUGCCGUGGCAUCCAUCGUAAAGCCCGCAGGUGCCAGACAGAGCCUUGUGCGGGCUGUGAACAGUGGGGUCUCAUGUACCAUGUUGGGGAACGCUGGCGUGGGGGCCCCUGCACGGUGUGUGAGUGUCUGCACAGGAGUAUCACACACUGUUCCCACUAUUGCCCAAUAAGCAGCUGUCCCCAGGGCCGGGUCCUGGUGGAGGGACUGGGAGAAUCGUGCUGCCACUGUGCACUGCCUGAAAAGAACCAGACAGCGAUCCCCAUGACCACCCCUGCCCCUGCCCCUGCCCCUGUCCCUGCCCCCAGCCCUCAGAUUGGAGCCUCUCUGGUCACCUAUGUUCUGCCUCCCAUGGCCGAUGCCUGCUAUUCUCCCCUGGGCCUGGCCAGGCUGCCCUUGUGGGCACCAUCCCAGCACCUGGAACAUACCAUCGGGGCUGCUCCCACAGAAGCCCCCACGGCAGGGCCUGGCCUCAGAGAGGAUGCUUAUGCUGAGUGGCACACCCAGCCACCCUAUCUGCAGCUGGACCUGCUUUGGCCUCGGAACCUAACCGGCCUCAUCGUGCAGAGGGCUGGCUCCUCUGCUGCUUAUGUCUCCAGCUUGUCACUCCAGUUCAGCAGUGACGGUCUACAGUGGCACAACUAUCUCAACUCAACCCUGCCUCCACCCAAGCCUUCCCCGGAGAGCUCGAACCACAUGGCCCCCGAGGUAUGGACAUUCGACCAGAUGGUACAGGCAAGGUACAUCAGGGUGUGGCCACAUGGUGGCCACCUCAGAGACAACAACCAGCGCGAUAUCUUCCUGUGGGUGGAGCUGCUGGGCUGUAAGCCAGGAACAGUGUCCCCACUGGCACCCCUAUGUCCAGGGACCGGGCACCGCUGUGCCAGUGGUGAAUGUACCCCAAAGGGUGGGCCAUGUGACGGUGCUGUGGACUGUGAGGAUGGCUCUGAUGAAGAGGGCUGUGGGCCCGUUCAUGCAAGCACUACCAGCAGAGUCCAUCCCACGGCCAGGACCCCAGCCCUCUCCUCCGUUCAGCCUGGAAAGUUUCCGUUCCGUCCCAGGGAGGGUCUGCCGGAUGUGGAGCACCAGCAGCCCAAGCAGGAGUCAUCCUUGCCUAGUGCAGGGGAGACAGCAGGUCUCAUCCGUGCUUCUGAGGGUCCUCUGCCUGUUUCAGGGCAGUCCAUGCAGACACUGCCCACCACCUCCACUUUCCCUCCCGGUGCCAAGAGCCUACAGCCAGGAAUGGCGGCUGUGAUGGUGCAGCCCCCACACUCAGCCACACCAGGAACUCCUGUUGGCCAAAGCAUCAGCCCCAGGCCCUUCCCACGUGUGCAAUGUGGCCCUGGGCAGGUGCCCUGUGCUGUGUUGGGCUGUGUGGAGCAGGAGCAGCUGUGUGACGGGAGGGAGGACUGUCUUGAUGGCUCCGAUGAGCAGCACUGUGCAAGUACUGAGCCCUUCACUGUGCCUACUACUGCCCUCCCUGGGUUGCCAGCCUCGAGGGCCCUCUGCUCCCCAGGUCAGCUGAGAUGUGGCAGUGGGGAGUGUCUACCCCUCGAGCAGCGCUGUGACCUUCAGGUGAACUGCCAGGAUGGCUCUGAUGAAGACAGCUGUGUAGACUGUGUGCUGGCACCUUGGUCUGGCUGGAGUGAUUGCAGUCGCAGCUGUGGCCUGGGCCUCGUCUUCCAGCACCGAGAGCUGCUGAGACCUCCCCUGCCUGGAGGCAGCUGUCUGCUGGGCCAGUUCCGUAGCCAGUCCUGCUUUGUGCAAGCCUGCCCAGUGACUGGGGCAUGGGCAGUGUGGGGUCCCUGGGAGCCCUGCAGUGUCUCCUGCGGAGGUGGCCACCAGAGUCGUCAGAGGAGCUGCGUGGACCCUCCACCCAAGAAUGGUGGUGCCCCGUGCCCUGGGCCUUCCCAUGAGAUGGCACCCUGCAACUUGCAGCUGUGCCCAGGUGACACAGACUGUGAGCCAGGCCACGUGCAUGUGAAUGCUGAGCUGUGCCAGAAGGGACUCGUGCCCCCAUGUCCACCCUCCUGCCUGGACCCUGAGGCCAACAGAAGCUGCAGUGGGCACUGUAUGGAAGGAUGCCGCUGCCCUCCUGGGCUCUUCCUCCAGGACGGUCACUGCCUACCUCUCUCUGAAUGCCCCUGCCUGGUGGGCCAGAAGCUGAUGCAGCCCAGGCUGCCCUUCCUGCUGGACAACUGCAGCCAAUGCAUAUGUGAGAACGGGAUACUGCUGUGUGAGCCAGGGGUCUGCUCCCAGGCCUGCGGCUGGUCUGCCUGGUCCUCCUGGACUGCUUGUGAUCGCUCCUGCGGCUUCGGAGUGAGGGCCAGGUUCAGGUCGCCCACCAACCCUCCCGCGGCAUUUGGAGGUUCCCCGUGUGAAGGGGACAGGCAGGAACUGCAGGCCUGCUACACAGACUGUGGCACAGAGAUGCCGGGUUGGACACCCUGGACAUCCUGGUCCUCCUGCUCCCAGAGCUGCCUUGUCCCUGGGGGAGACCCUGGCUGGCGGCAGCGUUCCCGGCUGUGCCCCAGCUCCAGGGAUACAUUCUGUCCUGGAGAGGCCACCCAAGAAGAACCCUGCAGCCCUGCUGUGUGCCCAGUGCCGAGCACCUGGGCUUUGUGGGCUUCCUGGUCUACCUGCUCAGCCUCCUGCAAUGGCGGCAUCCAGACUCGUGGGCGCAGCUGUGCCAGUUCUGCUCCUGGGAACUCCGUGUGCCUCGGACCCCACACUCAGACCAGAGACUGCAACAUGCAUCGGUGCACAGCCCAGUGCCCAGGGAACAUGGUCUUCCGUUCAGCAGAGCAGUGUCACGAGGAAGGGGGUCCGUGCCCUCAGCUGUGCCUGGCGCAGGACCCUGGGGUGGAGUGCACUGGCUCCUGUGCUCCUAGCUGCAGCUGUCCCCCUGGCCUCUUCCUGCAUAAUGCUAGCUGUCUGCCCCUCAGCCAGUGCCCCUGCCAGCUGCACGGGCAGCUCUAUGCACCAGGAGCAGUGGCUCACCUAGACUGCAACAACUGCACCUGCAUCUCUGGAGAAAUGGUGUGCACCUCAGAGCGCUGUCCAGUGGCCUGUGGCUGGAGCCCCUGGACUCCAUGGAGCCCUUGCAGCCAAAGCUGUAACGUGGGCAUCCGACGGCGCUUCAGAGCAGGCACUGCACCGCCAGCUGCCUUUGGGGGUGCCGAGUGCCAAGGUCCCAACCUAGACGCUGAAUUCUGCAGUUUGAGGCCAUGCCAAGGUCCUGGUGCAGCAUGGGGUUCCUGGAGUCCAUGCUCAGUGCCCUGUGGUGGUGGCUAUCGAAACCGCACUCAAGGCAGUGGCCUGCACAGCCCUAUCGAGUUCUCUACCUGCAGCCUGCAGCCCUGUGUAGGUCCAGUGCCAGGUGUGUGUCCCGAGGACCAGCAAUGGCUGGACUGUGCCCAGGGUCCAGCCUCCUGUGCCCAUCUCAGCAUCCCUAGAGAAGCUAACCAGACCUGCCACCCUGGCUGCUACUGCCUCUCUGGAAUGCUCCUGCUAAACAGUGUGUGUGUGCCUGCCCAGGACUGCCCCUGCGCCCACAGGGGGCGCCUUUAUUCCCCAGGCAGUGCUGUGACUCUUCCGUGUGAGAAUUGCUCCUGUGUCUCCGGGCUCAUCACCAACUGCAGCUCCUGGCCUUGUGAGGAAGGCCAGCCUGCAUGGUCAGCCUGGACUCCAUGGAGUGUGUGUUCAGCCUCUUGUAGCCCUGCCCGACGCCACCGGCACCGCUUCUGUGCCAGGCCCCCCACGAGGGCACCCUUCACCCUCACCACAGUGGCUGCCCCUGCAACCGUCUGCCCGGGCCCUGAGGCUGAGGAAGAGUCGUGCCUCCUGCCAGGAUGUGAUCAAGCAGGGGCCUGGAGUCCUUGGAGCCCCUGGUCUGGCUGUAGUCGGAGCUGUGGAGGAGGCCUGCGGAGCCGGACCCGAGCCUGUGACCAGCCACCACCCCAGGGCUUGGGGGAUUUCUGUGAGGGUCCUCAGGCUCAGGGGGAGGCCUGCCAGGCUCAACCCUGCCCAGUGACCAACUGCAGUGCCAUUGAAGGGGCAGAGUACAGCCCCUGUGGCCCUCCUUGUCCCCGCUCCUGCGAUGACCUGGUGCACUGUGUGUGGCACUGCCAGCCAGGCUGCUACUGUCCCCUGGGCCAGGUACUGAGUGCCGAUGGGGCCAUCUGCGUGCAGCCCAGUCACUGUAGCUGCCUGGACCUGCUGACCGGGAAGCGCCACCGUCCGGGCACUCAGCUGAUGAGGCCCGAUGGCUGUAACCACUGCACCUGCAUGGAGGGGAGGCUUAACUGCACGGACCUGCCCUGCCAAGUGUCUGGAGACUGGUGUCCGUGGUCGGAGUGGACAGCGUGCUCCCAGCCCUGCAGGGGCCAAACGAGGACCCGCUCCAGGGCCUGUGUCUGCCCUGCUCCCCAGCAUGGGGGUGCCCCAUGCCCUGAGGAUGCAGGGGAGACAGGAGUGCAGCAUCAAACGGAGGCCUGCCCUAACCCCACUGCAUGCCCAGUGGAUGGAGGCUGGAGCCCUUGGGGGCCAUGGUCUCCCUGUGACGCAUGCCUGGGGCAGUCCUAUCGGAGCCGGGUGUGCAGCCGUCCCCCCACCUCUGACGGAGGCGUGCCUUGUCUUGGGGGCCAUCAGCAGAGUCGCCCUUGUCAGAACAGCUCCACCCUGUGUACAGACUGUGGAGGGGGCCAGGAUCGCUUACCCUGUGGGCAGCCAUGUCCCCGUUCCUGCCAGGAUCUGUCCCUUGGCAGCACAUGCCAGCCGGGCUCUGCGGGCUGCCAGCCUGGCUGUGGGUGUCCCCCAGGCCAGCUCUCCCAGGAUGGGCUCUGUGUGUUCCCAGUUGACUGCCACUGCCACUUCCAGCCUAGAGCCAUGGGGGUCCCUGAGAACCGGAGCCGGUCAGUAGGGUCCACACUCAGCUCCUGGGAGAGUCUAGAACCUGGAGAGGUAGUGACCGGGCCCUGUGACAACUGCACCUGUGUGGCAGGUGUCCUGCAAUGCCAUGAGGUGCCCAGCUGCCCUGGUCCUGGGAUGUGGAGCUCCUGGGGGCCCUGGGAGAAAUGCAGUGUUUCCUGUGGGGGAGGGGAGCAGCUACGGUCCAGGCAGUGUGCCCGACCCCCCUGCCCUGGACUGGCUCAGCAGAGCCGAACCUGUCACGUCCAUGUCUGCAGAGAGAUAGGCUGCCCAGUGGGCCGACUGUACCGGGAAUGCCAGCCCGGCGAGGGGUGCCCCUUCUCCUGUGCUCAUGUCACCGGACAGGUGGCCUGCUUCUCUGAGAGCUGUGAGGAGGGGUGUCGCUGCCCAGAGGGCACCUUUCAGCAUCACUUGGCCUGUGUCCAGGAGUGCCCCUGUGUGUUGACAGUCUCGCUGCAGCAGGAGCUGGGGUUGGCUAGCACUGCCCUCAGAUCCUAUCCAACCCUUCUGGGAGAUGAGGGUCAGCCCCUUGGGCCUGGAGAUGAGCUGCUCCCAGGCCAGAUGCUUCAGACAGUCUGUGGAAACUGCUCCUGUGUUCAUGGGAAGCUGUCUUGCUCUAUGGAGGAAUGCUCCAGAGUCCAUGGCAACUUUGGUCCCUGGGGCAUGUGGAGCCCUUGUUCCCACUCCUGUGGUAGGCUGGGUACCCGCACCCGGGCCCGCCAAUGUGUGCUUCCCACACUUGUGCCUGGUGGACUGGGCUGCGAUGGGCCCCUUCAGGACCUGGAAUACUGCCUCAGCCCGGAAUGCCCUGGGACUGCAGGGUCCACAGUGGAGCCGGUGACAGGCCUUGCAGGUGGCUGGGGCCUGUGGUCUCCGUGGUCUCCCUGCUCCCACAGUUGCACAGACCCUGCUCACCCAGCACGGCGCAGCCGCACACGCCUCUGUUUGGCUAACUGUACCGUUGGGGACUCCUCCCAGGAGCGUCCCUGCAAUCUUCCCUCGUGUACAGUGCUGCCCCCGUGCCCUGGCCCUGGCUGUGGGUCAGGGAACUGUUUCUGGACUCCCUGGGCCCCAUGGGAGCCUUGCUCCCGCAGCUGUGGGGUGGGCCAGCAGCGUCGCCUACGAGCAUAUCACCCGCCUGGGCCUGGUGGACACUGGUGCCCUGACAUCCUGACUGCGUACCAGGAGCGUCGCUUCUGUAACCUUCGUGCUUGUCCAGUGCCUGGGGGCUGGUCCCACUGGAGCCCCUGGUCCUUGUGUGACCGCAGCUGUGGAGGAGGUCGAUCUUUAAGGAGCAGAAGCUGCUCGAGCCCACCACCCAAGAAUGGGGGAGCAUCCUGUGUUGGGGAGAGGCACCAUGUCCGGUCCUGCAAUCCCAUGCCCUGUGAGGAAGACUGCCCAGCGGGCAUGGAGAUGGUGAGCUGUGCCAACCACUGCCCCUACAGCUGCUCAGACCUGCAGGAGGGAGGCGUGUGUGAGGAGGACCAGGCCUGCCAGUUGGGCUGUCGCUGCUCUGAAGGGUUUCUGGAGCAGGAUGGAGGCUGUGUGCCAGUUGCGCACUGUGAAUGCAUAGAUGCCCAGGGCCGCAGCUGGGCCCCAGGGAGCCAGCAUCAGGAUGCCUGCAACAACUGUUCCUGUCAGGCUGGGCAACUCUCCUGCACUGCUCAGCCCUGCCCACCUCCUGCCCACUGUGCCUGGAGCCCCUGGUCUGCCUGGAGUUCCUGCAGUCACUCCUGUGGACCUCAAGGGCAACAGAGUCGCUUUAGGUCCUCCACGUCAGGCUCGUGGGCCCUGGAGUGUCAGAAGGAGCAGUCACAGAGCCAGCUUUGCCCUGAGGCCCCCUGCCCACCUCUGUGCCUACAUGAAGCCCACCUUCGUGUUCUGGGGGACAGCUGGCUGCAGGGAGAAUGCCAGCAGUGCUCCUGCACCCCAGAGGGAGUGAUCUGCAAAGACAUUGACUGUGCAGUGCCCGGAGGCUGGACGUUGUGGUCCUCCUGGUCCUCCUGCUCUGUCUCCUGUGGAGGAGGAAGCCAGGUCCGCACUCGAUCCUGCACAGUGUCAGCCCCUCAGCAUGGGAACCUAUCUUGCCAGGGCCCGGACACCCAGACCCAGCACUGUGGGCAGCAGCUGUGCUUGCAGCUGCUAGAGAUCUGUUCCUGGGGACCGUGGGGACCCUGUUCCCGCAGCUGUGGCACAGGUCUGUCCUCCCGCUCUGGAUCCUGCCCCUGUCUACUGACCACAGAGGACUCUGAAUGUAAUGACACAUUCUCAGGCCUGGACACACAGGCCUGCUACCCAGGGCCUUGCCAGGAGGACUGCAUGUGGAGUGACUGGAGCAGCUGGACACGCUGCUCCUGUAAGGUCCUGGUGCAGCAGCGCUACCGACACCAGGUGCCAGCACCUGGCCAGGCUGGAGGGGACACCCCUUGCACCCGUCUGGAUGGCCACUUCCGACCGUGCGCCAUUGGCAACUGCUCAGAGGACAGCUGCCCACCUCCCUUUGAGUUCCAGUCUUGCGGCUCCCCCUGUGCUGGGCUCUGUGCCACACAUCUGAGCCAUCGGCUCUGCCAGGACCUGCCACCUUGCCAGCCGGGCUGCUACUGCCCCAAGGGCCUGCUGGAGCAGGCUGGAGGCUGUAUUCUCCCAGAGCAGUGUAACUGCUGGCAUACCUCAGAAGAGGGAGCGAGGGUGACCCUGGCCCCUGGGGACCGUCUGCAGCUGGGCUGUAAGGAAUGCGUAUGCCAGCAUGGAGAGCUGCAGUGUUCCAGCCAAGGGUGUGGAGGUCUUCUGCCUCUGACUGGAUGGUCAGAGUGGUCACCCUGUGGGCCCUGCCUGCCCCAAAGUGCCCUAGCCCCUGCCUCCAGGACUGCCUUGGAGGGGUACUGGCCUCUGAACACAUCAGGCCUCCCUCCACCCUCAGUCACUCUGCUGGCUUCGGAGCAGUACCGGCACCGCCUCUGCUUGGACCCUGAGACCGGGAGGCCCUGGGCAGGAGAUCCUUCCCUUUGCACUAUGCCUCUCAGCCAGCAGCGCCUCUGCCCUGACCCUGGAGCCUGCAAUGACACAUGCAAGUGGGGACCUUGGGGACCUUGGAGCCCCUGCCAAGUGCCCUGUAGUGGAGGAUUCAAGCUGCGCUGGAGAGAGGCAAGAGACACCUCUGUGGGAGGAUGCCGUGGACCGUGGGCUCAAACAGAAAGCUGCAAUAUGGGAUCUUGCCCAGGAGAGAGCUGUGAGACCAGGGACACUGUGUUUACCCUCGACUGUGCCAACCGGUGCCCUCGCAGCUGUGCUGACCUCUGGGAUGGUGUUCAGUGUCUACAGGGCCCCUGCAGCCCAGGCUGCCGAUGUCCCCCUGGUCAGCUGGUGCAGGAUGGACACUGUGUGCCCAUCUCCUCUUGCCGCUGUGGCCUGCCCAGUGCCAAUGCCUCAUGGGAGCUGGCCCCCACACAGGUGGUCCAGCUGGAUUGCCAUAAUUGCACAUGCAUCAAUGGGACCCUGAUGUGUCCACACCUUGAGUGUCCAGCCCUGGGACCUUGGUCAGCCUGGAGCGAGUGCUCAGCUGUCUGUGGUGGGGGCACCAUGGUGCGCCGCAGGAGCUGUGAGGAGCAUCCUGAGGGUGUGCCAUGCCAGGCCCUGGAUCUGCAGCAACAGCAAGAGUGUAACCUGCGAGCCUGCCCUGAGUGCCCACCUGGGCAGGUGCCCAGCACCUGUGCCACGCUGUGCCCGAGCUUCUGCUCCCACUUGCAGCCUGGCACCAUCUGUGUGCGGGAACCCUGCCAGCUUGGCUGUGGCUGCCCUGGGGGACAGCUGCUACACAAUGGCACCUGUGUUCCCUCUGAGGCCUGUCCCUGUACCCAGUUUUCCCUACCCUGGGGCCUCACACUACCCUUGGAAGAGCAGGCUCGGGAGCUGCCCUCAGGAACUGCGCUCACCCGGAACUGCACACACUGCACCUGUCACGGUGGAGCCUUCAUCUGCUCCCUUACGGACUGUCAGGAGUGCCCUCUUGGGGAGAUAUGGCAGCAUGGGGAGCUGAGGCCCUGUGAGAAGACAUGCCCAGAAAUGAACAAGACACAGGCUAGGAGCAACUGCACUGAGGCCCGGGUCCCAGGCUGUGUGUGUCAGCUGGGGCGCUUCCGCAGCCAGACAGGCCUCUGUGUCCCCGAAGACCACUGCGAAUGCUGGCACCACGGCAGUCCCCAUUUGCCUGGAUCUGAGUGGCGGGAGGCCUGUGAGAGCUGCCGCUGCCUCCAGGGGAAGAGCAUCUGUACUCGACGCUGCCCAGAACUCAGCUGCGCUCAGGGUGAAGUGAUCUUGCAGAAGCCAGGGAGCUGUUGUCCCACUUGUCAGCAGGACACUCUGGAUAUGGAGGAGGAGGAGCCAGUCUCCUGCAGGUACCUCACAGAACUCAGAAACCUCACCAAGGGUCCCUGCCGCCUGGAUCAGGUAGAAGUGAGCUACUGCAGUGGGCACUGCAGGUCCAGCACCAAUGUCAUGACUGAGGAACCCUACCUGCAGAGCCAGUGCGACUGCUGUAGCUACAGGCUGGAUCUGGACAGCCCCGUGCGGAUCCUGAGCCUCCUUUGCCCUGAUGGCCACACAGAGCCAGUGGUGUUGCCAGUGAUUCACAGCUGCCAGUGCACUGCCUGUCAGGGUGGUGAUUUCUCAAAGCACUGACAGGCUCCGCUGGACGCAGCCACUGCUGUCUCCCUUGGGUCCAUAGGGCUCUGUGGCGUUCCCCACUUCCUUCAGGGUCCAGUUAACCACCUCUGGCUUUUGAACCAUGCUCGGCAUUUGCACAUUCCAAAUAAAGUAACCCCGGCAACUAGU
Molecule: messenger RNA, 15798 nt
Organism: Apodemus sylvaticus (European woodmouse)
Lineage: Eukaryota; Metazoa; Chordata; Mammalia; Rodentia; Muridae
Product: SCO-spondin
Exons: 105
Coding region: 1-15645 (5214 amino acids)
Cellular component (GO): extracellular matrix
Molecular function (GO): protein binding
Source: RefSeq, a predicted model, not a curated record